Messenger RNA from Pseudogymnoascus verrucosus, 1747 nucleotides. RefSeq lists its product as uncharacterized. The coding region runs from base 1 to 1572 and encodes 523 amino acids. The transcript has a single exon. Gene Ontology annotation, molecular function: acyltransferase activity, transferring groups other than amino-acyl groups. The record is from RefSeq and is a predicted model, not a curated record. Lineage: Eukaryota; Fungi; Ascomycota; Leotiomycetes; Thelebolales; Thelebolaceae.
AUGCAUACAGACCCGCAGCCGCGACUGCAUACUUCGGGGGUGACUUUCGUGCAGCCCGCGAAGCACAUCAAGCCAAUCCAAUUCGAUUGCUCUGCAGUCGAAAAUCUAUGUGCGCGAGUCCAUCACUCCGUCGCUCUGUUCUUCCCGAUCCGCAGCAGCGCAAAUGUCGAGCAAAUUUUCUACGACCUCAAACAAGGCUUGAGCCUUACGAUGAAUGAGCACCCCAUCAUCACUGGAACGCUUCGACAAGGCGAUCGUGAUGAGUUCAGCGUGGAGAUCCCACCAGCGCCGCAUGCUGGUGCCUACUUUCACUUCAGUGACACGAGCAACGACGCAGGAUUUCCUUCUUUCGGCGAGCUACAGGAGUGCGGGUUUCCGUAUGUGGAUGGAGACCUUGAUGGCCUCAAGGAGUUCCGUCCAGACCCCUUUCCUACGAGCGAAGACGGCCAACCGACGUUUGUGACCAAAAUCUGCCAUGUUCGCGGCGGCAUCGUCUGGAGCGGCUCAAUCUCUCAUCUCAUCAGCGAUCUGGGGCUGGGCACCGCAGUCAUGAUAAGCUGGGCCAAAUACACGAAAAAGGUCACCGAAGCAGCCGGAAAACCUUUAGCGAUUCCCAGACAGUUGCCAUGGCCCGACCGAAAGCGACUCCUGCCUGAUGUCGAAAGUCUGCUCCAGAUAGAAGAGAUUGGAGCUCUAAACAAAAACUUGAAACCCUACACCGUGCUCGAUCCUACAGAUCCAGACAAGAUGGUUAGCGACAUGGGGAACGUUUUUGUCAAGGCACAUGUCACCGAGGCAAACCCCGACCAGCUCGAGUAUUUCUUAGAGCCAACGUCGGGCAUCUGGAGAUUUACGCCCUCCAAGCUCCAAGCCUUAACAGACGCCGUCAGACGCGUGGACCCCGGCGUAAAGCUAUCCAAUUUCGACAUUGUGACGGCAUUCAUCUGGCAGAGGUUCUCCAUGGCCAAAAGAGGCAACAGUCCCGGGAAUGAGCCCCAGACUGCGCAGAUCGUGACAGCGAUUGACGUUCGCCGCAAGCUGAGCCCACCCUUGCCCGCGACGUACCUUGGCGCUUGUGUGGAUCUAGUCAGGGUGUGCGCAGAUCGCGAGGUGCUAGUGCCCCACCAGGAUCCAUGGAAGGGAAUCUCGGGAAUCGCAAAAAGAGUUCGGGAGUUCGGUACAGCCUGGAACGAAACAGACUACAUGGAAAUGCUGAAGGUUUCUCUCCGCACUCCAAUGUGCCCGGGCCUAAUUCCUAGAGGUCCAAUCGAUAUGCUGGUAACUGAGCAUUCCAUGUUCGGUCUGGGCUUGCGGGCUGAUUGGGGAGGUGAGCUUGGGCGGAGCGUCGCGUUUCGUGAGCCAUACAUUUCGCGCGAAACGCCGCAAGGCGAGGUUAUCAUUCUCCCAACACAGCCCAAUGGCGACCUGGACGUCAUUGUUAGUGCUGAAGAGAUCGUCCUUGAGCGACUCAUGGCAGACGUCGAGAUGUCGAUGGUGUGCAAGAAUGUCUGCGUGCGACACAAUGUGCUAGAGUCGUUUGCGUCAAUGGCGACGAAGAAAGCAAAACUUUGAACAUGCUCAGUACUGGCAUUUCUUUUGACCAAAUUUUGGGUAGCAGGCUAUCUCAUGGUGUGUAGCGAUUUAAGCUUAUGUUUGUAUGUUUUAGUUUUCGCGGAGGAGUGUUGGAAAUUACUGUAGUACUUACUUCUACCUAUCAACCAACACAGCCCUGCAAAUACCCAGGGCC